GGGGGAGAGAUGCUACACUGUGGCCUAGGAAUCUACAUGGGGUUAAUGAUCCGUGUACAGGUGGUUUGAAACUGUCUCUUGCUGCCUGUAUAAGAAACAGUUGAGGGUGAGAGCAGAGGCAGCAGUCAGGUGGCUGUUGGUACUCUUGUAGGGUCCUGAAGGAGUUCAUGCAGACAAGCAAGCUCAGGGAGAAGACACAGUGAGAUGGAGACCUGAUGCUAUCUGCCCCUCCAUCCUUCACACAAACCCAAUUCUCUUUCUUCACUUCCCUCCCCAGUACUGCUUAUGAUCGCUGAUUCUGACUAAUCUUGCAGAAAGGUAGAAAAUUCCCAUGGGAUCUGUGGUCAGGAAGCUUUUUAUUGUCUUUGACCACUAGUGAGGCAAAUGGUUAAAGGCUACCCCCCUCCUUUCUGGCUCCCGGCCAUACCCUGCGUGUUCUUUUUGGUUGGGAAGCAGUCUCAGGCAACCUAUGUGGCAAAGCCAAGUGACUGUGUGUGCGUGUGUGUGAGUGUGUGAGUGUGUGUGUGUGUGUGUGUGUGUACAAGCGCGUGCGUUGGUAUGUAUGUAUGUAUAUUGUGCUGUGUGUCAUGUGUAGGGAGAGGGCUUGGGGCUGGGAUCCCAUGACGUUACUGGCUCCUCCUCCCGGUGAAUAUAAGGGGCCGCUUGGCUUGCAAGGACCCUGAGCUACGGCGGGCGUUGAAGCCUGAGCAGCUUAAGUCUGCAGACCCAGCCCAACUCGACUGAAGUCAGCCUCACUGAACCAGAUUUGAGAAUCUUCGCCCUCUGGGCUUGCCACCGCUCUCUGAACCUAGCAUCCUCUUCAAUUCCAACUAGAAUGCUGUGGCAGGCACUUCGAAGAUUUGGUCAAAAGCUGGUGCGGAGACGUGUGCUGGAGCUGGGCAUGGGUGAGACCCGCCUUGCCAGAUGCCUGAGCACUCUCGACUUAGUGGCCCUGGGUGUGGGCAGCACAUUAGGUGCAGGUGUGUAUGUCCUGGCUGGUGAGGUGGCCAAAGAGAAAGCAGGACCAUCCAUUGUGAUCUGCUUUUUGGUGGCUGCUCUGUCCUCUGUGUUGGCUGGACUGUGUUAUGCUGAGUUUGGUGCCCGGGUCCCCGGCUCUGGUUCUGCAUACCUCUACAGUUAUGUCACCGUAGGUGAACUCUGGGCCUUCACCACCGGCUGGAAUCUCAUUCUCUCCUACGUCAUUGGUACAGCCAGUGUGGCCCGGGCUUGGAGCUCUGCUUUUGACAACCUGAUUGGAAACCACAUCUCUCAGACUCUGAAGGGGACCAUCUUACUGAACAUGCCUCAUGUUCUUGCAGAAUAUCCAGAUUUCUUUGCCUUGGCCCUUGUGUUGCUGCUCACUGGAUUGCUGGUUUUGGGGGCGAAUGAAUCCGCCCUGGUUACCAAAGUGUUCACAGGGAUGAACCUUUUGGUUCUCGGGUUUGUCAUCAUCUCUGGCUUCAUUAAGGGAGAGCUGAGAAACUGGAAGCUCACGAAAGAGGACUAUUGCUUGACUAUGAGUGAAUCCAAUGGCACUUGUAGCUUGGAUUCUAUGGGCUCUGGAGGUUUCAUGCCUUUUGGCUUGGAAGGGAUUCUCCGUGGCGCUGCUACCUGUUUCUAUGCCUUCGUUGGUUUUGACUGUAUUGCGACCACUGGGGAAGAGGCUCAGAAUCCCCAGCGCUCCAUCCCUAUGGGUAUUGUGAUCUCACUGUCCAUCUGCUUUUUGGCUUAUUUUGGUGUGUCAUCAGCACUGACGCUCAUGAUGCCUUACUACAAGCUUCAGCCUGAGAGCCCUCUGCCUGAAGCUUUUUCCUAUGUUGGCUGGGAGCCUGCCCGCUACCUGGUGGCUAUUGGCUCCCUCUGUGCACUUUCUACUAGCCUUUUGGGCUCUAUGUUUCCUAUGCCUCGGGUGAUCUAUGCGAUGGCAGAAGAUGGCCUUCUGUUCCGUGUCCUUGCUAGGGUCCACAAUGGCACACAUACACCCAUUGUGGCCACUGUGGUAUCUGGUGUUAUUGCAGCAUUCAUGGCAUUCCUCUUUGAACUCACUGAUCUCGUGGACCUCAUGUCAAUCGGGACUCUGCUCGCUUACUCCCUGGUGUCAAUUUGUGUUCUUAUCCUCAGAUAUCAGCCUGACCAAGAAAUGAAGAACGGUGAAGAGGAAGUGGAAUUGCAAGAGGAGGAGACACUCGAAGCAGAAAAGCUGACUGUCCAGGCUCUAUUUUGUCCAGUCAACUCCAUCCCCACACUCCUUUCUGGCCGAAUUGUCUAUGUUUGCUCAUCACUGCUUGCUGUACUACUAACUGUUCUUUGCCUGGUGCUGACCUGGUGGACAACUCCGCUUCAUUCUGGAGACCCAGUGUGGGUCACAGUGGUUGUGCUGAUCCUGGGGCUGAUCCUUGGAAUUUCUGGGGUCAUCUGGAGACAACCACAGAACCGCACUCCCCUUCAUUUUAAGGUGCCCGUUGUUCCUCUACUCCCACUGGUGAGCAUCUUUGUGAAUGUUUACCUGAUGAUGCAAAUGACAGCUGACACUUGGGCCCGAUUUGGGGUCUGGAUGCUGAUUGGAUUUGCUAUCUACUUCGGCUAUGGGAUCCAACACAGCGUGGAAGAAGUUAAGAAUCAUCAAACUCUACCCAAGACAAGGCCCCAAACUAUAGACCUUGAUCUCACCACUUCUUGUGUUCAUAGUAUUUGAUGUAACUAUACCCAAGUGUUGUCUUGUUCUCCUACACAAUAAUGGAGAGUACUCUUGACCCCACGAAGAGCUGGGCCUCUCAUGUGAUGUUAGUGAUGGAUAUGAAGUAGAGCUCUGUAUUUCUUGCGAAAUGAUGGCUAAUUCUUUGCUGUUACUUUGUUUUUAACUUGUCCACUUUGAAAUAGUCUCUGUAGUUGUUUCCUGGCUUUGAAAAAUGUUAUUAAAAGAAAAUUGGGAAAAAAAAAA
Messenger RNA from Rattus norvegicus (Norway rat), 2941 nucleotides. Lineage: Eukaryota; Metazoa; Chordata; Mammalia; Rodentia; Muridae. The record is from RefSeq and is a predicted model, not a curated record.